This is a messenger RNA of Haplochromis burtoni (Burton's mouthbrooder), 1428 nucleotides long. It is a transcript of the gene cyb561, whose product is annotated as transmembrane ascorbate-dependent reductase CYB561. The transcript is spliced from 6 exons. Bases 253 to 1011 code for a protein of 252 amino acids. NCBI's taxonomy places the organism in Eukaryota, Metazoa, Chordata, Actinopteri, Cichliformes, Cichlidae. The record is from RefSeq and is a predicted model, not a curated record. Gene Ontology annotation, cellular component: lysosomal membrane. Gene Ontology annotation, molecular function: oxidoreductase activity.
CAUAUUAUUAUUAUUAUUAUUAAUACGAUCACAUACAUAUAUAAACAUAAGUAUGCUUUCCACUGCUUAUCGCCGUCCUAAAGUCACGUGGUCUUUUUUUUUUCUAAUAAGGCCACCCAAAACAAACACACACACCCACACACAGGCGCACUUGAGCCCGGUGGCAGGCAGGGGAGGAGGAGGAAGGCGGAUCUGUAAAGUCGACUCUGCAGGACUUCCUCGCUACAGCCGAGCAGACCGUGGAGCGCAAUCAUGGAGGACUCUGCCCCCCGUCGUAGUCGCGCUGCGUUUGCGGGGCUGGUGGGAGUGUCCCAGGUGCUGGGUUUGGCAUCGGUGGUGCUAACCGGUGUGUGGAUGGGUCACUUCCGUGGAGGUUUUGCCUGGAAUGGCUCAAAGCAGGAGUUUAACAUCCACCCUCUGUGUAUGGUGCUGGGCCUGGUCUUUCUGCAAGGAGAUGCCAUCCUGGUCUACAGAGUGUUUCACAAUGAGCCGAAGAAGAACGUAAAGCUGCUUCACGGCAUUAUUCACCUGCUCGCUCUCAUCAUGAGUAUUGUAGGUUUUGUGGCUGUGUUUGACUACCACAGGGCAGCCAAGAUUCCUGACAUGUACUCUCUACACAGCUGGUGCGGUAUGACUACCCUAAUCCUGUUCUGCUUACAGUGGGUGAUGGGUUUGAUGUUCUUCCUGUUUCCUGUUGCGUCGGCAUGGUUACGAGCCUCAUACUUGCCUGUCCACGUGUUCUGUGGCCUGGCUCUGCUGGUAAUGUCCGUAGGGACCAGCCUGCUGGGCAUCACGGAGACGCUCCUCUUCAACAUCAUGCCGACCUACUCUAAGUUCACCCCAGAGGGAGUGCUGGCCAACGUCUUGGGUAUCCUGUUGGUGUGCUUUGGAUUGGUGCUGGGACACCUGAUGACGAGGGAGGAGUACAGACGCCCACCAAACCCAGAGGAAGAAGCUCUGUCCGUCCAUUUCAAGACACUGACUGACGGGGGAUCACCAACCACGCCUUAAUCUCACUCUGAAGCCUGACGCCUCUCUGUGAUCUACAUCUACAGAGCCAACAGACCACCUGUGCUACCAGUCUCUGUUAGUACCUGCAUACCUGUCAGAAAAUGAGUUCAGCUUUAGGUUCAGUGAAGUAAGAACAGAAAUCUGUAAUAACUGUCCUUCUCAUGUUACCAGCUCUGUCAGCUUUGUCAUGAAAAACAUUUAUACAAACAUAGUUAAAAAUGUACUGUUUCACUACACAUUGUGAUAUGGAGCGUCAUGUUUGUGUAGUUGAAGGGCGCAGUUUAUAUUUUAUUGUUUCCUGUUGUGCAGUGUUCAUGGUUAGGUUGUGAUUCUCGUUUUGCUUAAAUGUGUCUUGGAUUCCUUCACUUGUGUUUUAUCAUUGUGUCUUAACUAUAUUAAAGAUGUAGCAUCAGCCGA